UGGUGCGCGCGCGCGCGCGGCGCGGUGAGGUCAGACGUCGUUGGCGCCGGCUUGGCCGCCCGCCAUCUUGGUCCCUGUGUGGAAGCGGCUGAGGCGCGGCGUCGCGGCGCCGGGAGCGGCAGCGGCCUCGCCGAGUCCGGGAGCUUCCGGGGAGGCCGGAGCGCCGGCCCGCCGCGCUGCGCGCCAGAGUUCUUAACUAACAGCAUUGGCAUCAUUCUGCCUGUUGAGGGAAGGGGACCAUAACCUCUCUGUUACCUGAGGUCACUUCAGAAGGAGAAGAUUUCAUAAACAGCACAGGCAAAAUUUGAGGGGUGAGCAGUAGGUACCAGACUCGAUGAGUUUCCAUCGAAAUGUCGGAAAAGUCAGGCCAGAGUACAAAAGCAAAGGAUGGAAAAACGAAGUAUGCAACACUCAGUCUGUUUAACACUUACAAGGGAAAGUCACUGGAAACUCAGAAAACCACAGUUGCUGCACGCCAUGGAUUACAGAGUCUUGGAAAAGUUGCUAUUUCAAGGAGGAUGCCUCCGCCAGCUAACCUCCCCAGUCUUAAAGCAGAGAACAAAGGCAAUGACCCUAAUGUGAACAUUGUGCCUAAAGAUGGCACAGGAUGGGCUUCCAAACAAGAACAGCACGAAGAAGAAAAACAGCCAGACGUGCCGCAGACCCAGCCAAAACCUGCUGUUCCUGCUCCUCCAGAAGCAGCUCCUGUUGCCAAAUCAUGGGCCAACACCAAACCAGGUGGACAAGAUGGUCCACCUGUUCAAGUAAAUAGUUAUUUCCAGCAAGAGUUUCCCAGUCUGCCGGCAGCUGGGGAUCAGGAAAAAUCAGGCAAGGAGAAAGAUACACCUGAAGAACUUCAUGGAUCAGGACCCAACUUGCGGCCACAAAAUUCUGUCCAUGCAGAUGCUACUAGUUGGAGAGAAGGUGGUAAUAAGAGCAACUCACCCAGUUCUCCAACUGAUCAAGAAGCUAAGGCCCUUGGACAAGAAGAUGUUAAUGCUACACCAGCAGAACAAAAUGAUGGCCAGAAGGCAGCAGAGAAGAGAGAUGUGCGGUUACCACAGGUCCCUCAGCCCAAGCUGAAUGGCCAGCAGCAACCACCUGUCUCUUCUCAGUACAGAGCAAUGAUGCCACCUUAUAUGUUUAAUCAGUAUCCUAGAAUGGCAUAUCCUCCUUCCAUGCAAGGUCCAACAAGGUUUCCCGGUUCUGAGCCUAGCAGAGGGCCAAGGGGAAGAGGACCACCUUCAUGGUGUUCAGAACCUAUUGAGCGCCCAUCCAUUCUUAGUGCUAGUGAACUUAAAGAACUUGAUAAAUUUGAUAAUCUAGAUGCUGAGGCUGAUGAAGGCUGGGCAGGUGCUCAGAGUGAAGUGGAUUACACUGAACAGUUGAACUUCAGUGAUGAUGAUGAGCAAGGAAGUAGUCAAAAAGAGAAGGAAAGUGGUGAUGAACAAACACCAUCAAAAGAUUUACAGAGUCCUGAUGGCCAGAAGGAUGCAGAAGAACAGACAAGUGCUAAGUCUGCUACCCAGGUUUCCACAGCAGCAGCCAAAGGGUCAUACGGCAAAAGUUCUCAGCUUGAUCAGGAUCGGGGUCCAGCACAGCCUUCUGUACAUGAAAGAGGUGGUCCUGCUCUUCAUCAAAAAUCUAUUCUACCACCGCACCCUCCUCCCCCUGAUCGCCAGGUAGGACCUGGAAGGCAGGGACCCUUUCCCCCUAAACCAGUACCAGAUGAAGAUGAAAUUUGGAAACAGAGGAGACGACAGCAGUCAGAGAUAUCUGCUGCAGUUGAACGAGCCCGUAAGCGGCGAGAAGAGGAAGAAAGAAGAAUGGAAGAACAGCGCAAAGCAGCUUGUGCUGAAAAACUAAAACGGUUAAAUGAGAAAUUCGGCUGUGUGACAAAACCCUCCCGGGAAGACCCUCUGAAGGAGCGGGAGAGGGAAAGGGAACGGGAAAGGGAAAGAGAGAGGGAGAGGGAAAGGGAGCGGGAGCGGGAAAAGGAGCGGGAACGGGAGAGAGAACGAGAGAGAGAAAAAGAGAGGGAGAAGGAAAAGGAAAAAGAGAGUGAAAGGGAGAAGGAAAAGGAAAAAGAAGAAAAAGAAAAACUGGAGAAGGCAAAAGAGCAAGAAGGAGAGAAAGAGAAAGAAAAGGAGAUGGAGAAAGAAGAGAAGGAGAAUGAGAAGGAGAAAGAAGAGGAGAAACCAGCACAUGAGGUUCCUGAGGCUGUAGAACCUGUGGCAACACAUGUAGUAGAAAAACAAGAAAAUGAAAACAGGAAUAACAAGGAAGAAAAAGAAGAUCAAGCAGUCUUUACCCGACAAGAUAGUAGUCAGAAUGAGAAAGAGAUUUCACAGGUGGCUCAUGAGAGUGAGCCAGAUUCAGGAUCUCAGCCUCGUCCUGCUGUUUCCUCAGGCUAUUCUAAACAGUUCCAGAAAUCAUUACCACCAAGGUUUCAGAGGCAGCAGGAGCAAAUGAAACAGCAGCAGUGGCAGCAACAACAGCAAGGUGUCCUUCCCCAGUCUGCUCCCUCACAGCCUUCCAGUGGCCCUGUCCCACCUCCCCAGCAUAGACCCCUUUACCAGCCCAUGCAGCCACAUCCUCAGCAUUUAGCUUCAAUGGGCUUUGAUCCACGGUGGCUUAUGAUGCAGUCUUACAUGGACCCACGAAUGAUGUCAGGAAGACCUGCAAUGGAUAUGCCUCCUAUUCAUCCAGGAAUUAUGCCUUCAAAACCACUGAUGAGAAGAGACCAGAUAGAGGGAUCAGCAACUAGUUCAGAUUCAUUUGAACAUAUAGCUCGCUCAGCAAGAGAGCACACUGUUCCUUUGUCAGAGCCCCGCGUGAUGUGGGGGUCAGACCCAUACCCCCAUGCAGAACCUCAGCAAUCUAGCUCUCCUCCCAAAGUGUUAGAAGAGCCUGACGAUUUGAGGUCUGAGGCACACUUGGAGCAAGAACGAGUUGCUGUCCCUGCCACUGCUUAUCCUGUAGAACACAACCAGUUGGACUCUCAUCCAAAGACAGACUUUUUCAGAGAAUCAGGAGAGAUGGAGGUACAGAAGUUCCCAAGCAGGCCUUUGGAAGAUGUACAACCUCUCCAAACUGGCACACCUAACACUGCAGUUAAUUUUGAAGGAGUGAAGGAGAAAGUUACACAUAGCUCUGCAGAAGAAUUUGUGCCUGUAGGGGAAAGUCACUCUUCACUAAAGAGAAGCAUUUCCCAUGGUUCAAGUCACUCUCUAAAAUCAGAGGACCAGAGGAAUGAGACAGCAACAAAUAUCCCUAAAUUAAAUAACAGGCCUCUUGAGACAAAGGAGACAAUUGAGAGACUUGAGAUUAAGCCAAAAAAAGAAAUUCUCAUCAAUAGUAGAACACUAGAAGGACCAAAACCAGAAAAAACUUUCAAACCUAAGUCUGAAACAAGAUGGGGUCCUAGGCCAGGUUAUGGCAGGAGAGAUGAAGGUGGUGAUAGGCCAGUAAGAAGAUCAGGUCCUAUUAAAAAACCUGUGCUUAGAGAUAUGAAGGAAGAGCGUGAACAAAGAGAAGAACGUGAGCAGAGGAAGGAGAAAGAAGGAGAAAAAACAGCUAGUGAGAAAUCUAGCAAGUCUGAAAAAAGUGACAAAAAGGAAGCACCUCAAGUGCCACUGCCUCAGGCUGAGCCAGAGACAUCUGCCUCCAGCGGCACUCCUCUGGCUAAGAAGACAACCCAGGAUGCUGCUCUGACCCUGGCAAGCCAGGAGAGCAGUCAAACUGAGACUGCAGCUAAAACGCUGGUUCAGACACCCACACCUCCAGUCCCGCAGCAGCUACCGACUGCCCAGCCUACUGCUCCACAGCUUCCCCCUGCAGUACCACAGCAGCCACCAGCUCAGCCAGCAGCACAGCAGCAGCCACAUGUUCAGCAGCCAGCUACUGCAGUGAAGGAAGAAAAGCAGACUGAGAAAAUGGUUAGCAAGGAAGUUGUAGAGAAACCACGCUUAGAAACCAGACCAGUAAAAAGAGAGCCUGGCUUACCACCUAGGACAUACUGGAAAGAGGCUAGGGAUAGAGACUGGUUCCCAGAUCAGGGAUACAGAGGCAGAGGUCGUGGGGAGUAUUAUUCUAGAGGUCGUAGCUACAGGGGUUCUUAUGGAGGACGUGGUCGGGGCAGUAGAGGCCAUAAUAGAGAGUACCCACACUACAGAGAUCCUAAGCCUAGAUCAGACCAUGUGCCUUCGGGGCCUGUUAGGCAAAGAGAAGAGAGUGAAACUCGCAGUGAGAGUUCUGACUUUGAAGUAAUCCCAAAACGGCGGCGACAGCAUGGUUCAGAGACGGAUUCUGACAGCGAAGUUCAUGAAAGUGCAAGUGACACACUGCUUUCAGACAAAGACAGUCUAAUCAAAGGCAAGCACCCAAAAAGAGAAGACAGAGCUGAUGGCAAGAAGCCUCCAAAGCCUCUGUCGUUCAAACCUGAAAACAGUAUCAGAGUAGACAACAGAUCCCUAGAAAAAACAUACAUUAGAGAUGAUGAGAACAAACCCAAACCAGGAUUUCUUCCUAAAGGAGAACCUUCUAGACGAGGCAGAGGGGGAAUGUAUAGACGUGGCGGUAGGGAUCCUGGUGGGCGUCCUCCACGUCCAUCCACAAUAAGGAGGCCAGCCUACAGAGACAAUCAGUGGAACCCUAGGCAAACAGAGAUUAUUAAACCCGAAGAUGGGGAGCCUCCAAGAAGAAAUGAACAUUAUGGCCCUAUACCAGUUGAUAAAAGACCUCCAAAAUUUGAGAGAAAGUUUGAUCCAAAUAGAGAGAGACCACGAAGACAAAGGCCCGCUCGGCCACCAAGGCAAGAUAAGCCACCACGCUUUAGGCGCCUAAAAGAAAGAGAGGCCGCAUCAAAGAUAAACGAGGCGGUAACCAGCUCAUCAACAAGUGCCACAGUUAGUAAUGCAGUUAAUGAGCCUGCCACCACUGCUCUGGAUGUGUCAGAAAGUAAGACACCAGACUUGUCCAACCAGAAUUCUUCAGACCAGGCAAAUGAAGAGUGGGAAACUGCCUCGGAAAGCAGUGACUUCAAUGAGAGGCGGGAGAGGGAUGAGAAGAAAACAGCAGAUGCAGCAGCACAAGUGGCUGCAAAGGCAGGAGAAAAUGCUGGAGCUCCAAAAAGGGAAAUAGCCAAGAGAAGCUUCUCUAGUCAGCGGCCUGGAAUAGACCGUCAAAACCGACGUGGCAACAACGGACCAGCUAAACCAGGGAGGAACUUCUCGGGGCCUAGGAGUGAAAGGCGGAGUGGUCCUCCACCCAGAAGUGGAAAAAGAGGGCCAUUUGAAGAGCAGACAGCAGCUGUGCCUAGUGUUGAUCCCACCAACAGCAACUCUUUACAUCAGGAGGAUGGAGGUGUUACUGCUGCAGGCCAAAAGAGCACCAAGGAUGCAACUAGCAAAAAGAGAGAAGAACCUAAGGCUGGUCCAAAGAAGCCUAAGGAAAAAGUGGAUGCCUUGUCUCAAUUUGAUCUUAAUAAUUACGCAAGUGUUGUGAUCAUUGAUGAUCACCCUGAAGUGACAGUAGUUGAAGACUCCCAAUCUAACUUGAAUGAUGAUGGUUUCACAGAAGUGGUGUCUAAGAAGCAACAAAAACGUCUGCAAGAUGAAGAGCGUAGAAAGAAGGAAGAACAAACAGUGCAGGUGUGGACCAAGAAAGGAUCAAGUGAAAAAGGCCGAGGUCAGAAUUCCAAGCUCCCACCCAGAUUUGCCAAAAAGCAGCAACAGGCAGCAGCUGCAGCUGCACAGCAGGCACAAGCUCAGGCACAAGCUCAGGCACAACCUCCGUGUACAACGCAGAGUCCGGGUCAGCCGCCAUCUUCUGUUCAGCCACCAAACCAGGCUGCAGGAGGGACAGCCAGCACAGAGUACACAGUGUCAGGCAAAGUUCUGCAAAACGCUCAGGCUCACAAUGGUCUGGGAGCUGAAUUAUGGGAAAACAAGGUGCCUCCUUCAGCAGUUCUAAAUGACCUCUCCAAAAAAUUGGGACCCAUUAGCCCACCUCAGCCACCUUCGGUCAGUGCUUGGAACAAGCCUUUGACGUCUUUUGGUUCAGCUACAUCUCCAGAGGGAACAAAGCCUGGGCAAGAAGGUGGAGUUGAUCUUGGUAUAGAAACUAUUCAGUUUGGAGCCCCAGCUUCCAGUGGCAGCGACAACGAAGUUGGCCCUGUGCUUUCUGAGAAGUCCACUGAUAAGCUACCAGAGCCAAAAGAGCAAAGACAGAAACAGCCUCGGGCUGGACCCAUCAAAGCACAAAAGUUGGUUCUUGGAGAGAAGAUGGGGAAUUCAGUUCAAGAAGUAAGUCUUCCAGACUUGAGUCCAGUAGAAAACAAAGAAUAUAAACCUGGUCCUAUUGGGAAAGAGCGUUCUUUAAAGAACAGGAAGGUGAAGGAUGCCCAACAGGGAGAGCCUGAGGGACAGGAGAAGCCAUCUCCCACCUCUGUCAGAAGUCCAGAACCUGUCACUACAAAGGAAACCAAAGCAGCAAGUGAACUAAGCGCGGAAAUAGGAACGAUGAUAUCUGUGUCUGCUCCAGAGUUUGGAACAAACACAAAGGAGUCUGUAACAGACUACACUACACCUUCUUCUCAUCCUAACACAGUGGCUACUAGCAGUACAAAAAUGGAGGAGACUUUGGUGACGAACGUGCCCCUGCCCCACACCCUUCCCCUCCCUAGGAGGGAGACUCUACAACAGAGCUCCAGCCUAACUCCAGUUUCUCCCGCUACCGUCGACCUCACCCUCAAGAUGGAGUCUGCACGCAAAGCAUGGGAGAAUUCCCCAAACAUGGGGGAGAAGAGUUCACCAGUGACCUCAGCAGCAUCUCCCAUUGCUGGUGGCAGCGGCAGUAGCAGCAGCAGCAGCGGCAACACUGGGCCAAGCAGUGGUACUUACAGCUCUUUCUCUAGUGCAUCAAUGCCUCCUAUUCCUGUGGCCUCAGUUACACCGACAACUUCGCUUUCAGGAGCUGGAACAUACACAACCUCUUCACUGAGUACAAAGACUGCAAGCACCUCAGACCCUCCUAAUAUAUGUAAAGUGAAACCACAGCAGUUGCAGACAAGCAGCCUAGCUUCUGCCAGUCACUUUUCCCAGCUGAGCUGCAUGCCAUCCCUCAUUGCCCAGCAACAGCAAAGUUCCCAGGUCUAUGUGUCUCAGUCUGCAGCAGGUACUGCAGCUCAAAUCCCAGCAUUUUAUAUGGAUACAAGUCAUCUAUUCAAUACUCAACAUGCACGUUUAGCACCACCUUCUCUGGCCCAACAGCAAGGCUUUCAACCAGGGCUUUCUCAGCCUGCUUCAGUUCAGCAGAUCCCCAUCCCCAUCUAUGCACCCCUACAAGGACAGCAUCAAGCUCAGCUGAGUUUAGGAGCAGCACCAGCUGUAUCACAAGCUCAAGAGUUGUUCAACUCAUCCUUACAACCUUAUAGAUCUCAGCAAGCUUUUAUGCAAAGUGGUUUGUCUCAGCCAUCACCAGUAGUUCUGUCUGGUACAGCCUUACACAACUUCCCAGCAGUACAACAUCAGGAGCUUGCUAAGGCACAGUCAAGCCUGGCAUUUCAGCAGACUUCUAAUACACAACCUAUUCCGAUCUUAUAUGAACAUCAACUUAGUCAAGCUUCAGGACUGGGAGGCUCUCAGCUGAUUGAUACGCACAUUCUUCAGGCGAGAGCUACACUCACUCAAGCUUCAAAUCUGUACUCUGGGCAAGUUCAACAGCCUGGCCAGAGCAAUUUCUACAACACUGCACAGUCUCCCAGUGCUCUCCAGCAGGUAAACUAUGGCAUGGUGACGGUACCUUUGCCAGGAUCACAAAUUUCCUUGCCCAACUUUGGAUCCACAGCACAGCCGCUUAUUGCCCUACCCCAAUCUUUACAACCACCACUACAGCACACGCCACCACAAGCGCAGGCUCAAAAUCUAAGCAGACCUGCACAAGUAACCCAGCCUUUCAGAGGGUUAAUCCCAGCAGGAACUCAACACAGCAUGAUUGCUGCAACUGGAAAGAUAUCAGAAAUGGACCUGAAGGCCUUUGGAGGUGGCAUUGAUGUUAAACCUGGAACACCGCCAGUUACUGGUAGAAGUACUACUCCAACCUCCAGUCCCUUCCGGGCCAGUUCUACAAGUCCUAACAAUCAGUCCAAUAAAAUGAACAGCAUCGUCUACCAGAAGCAGUUCCAGUCAGCAGCUGCUGCUGUGAGAAUGACACAGCCAUUUCCUGCACAAUUUGCACCACAGAUCCUCUCUCAGCCUAACCUGCUCCCUCCAUUGGUAAGAGCCCCAUAUACUAACACCUUCCCAGCGCCUGUUCAGAGGCUGCCAGUAGUACUGCAUAGUCAGAUGCCGUCUCAGAUGACCACAGGCCUUAUGAGCCACCCUCGUUUACCGCGUGUGGCCAGAGGUCUUUGUGGAUCAGUAUCUGGAGCCAGAGGCAAUCAGGCCCAGGCUGCGAUGAAGGCUGAACGAGACAUGAAGGCAAAGCAGAGAGCAGAGGUACUUCAAUCUACCCAGAGAUUCUUUUCUGAGCAGCAGCAGCAGCAACAGAGCAAACCCAUAGGAGGCAAAGCGCAGAAAGUGGACGAGAACGGGAGCAAACCCACCGAGGCAAUUGCUGACUCUUCAGGAGUCUGCCAGGACAAAAACGAGGAAAAGCCCACCCCUGCGCCUGCUACAGCAACAAAACCUGUUAGAACUGGACCAAUCAAACCUCAGGCAAUCAAAACCGAAGAAACAAAAUCUUAGAGGCUGUGUUUCCAUGCAGGUGCGGGGAGAGGGGAGGGUGGGUGAGAUGACAGCAGCAUGGAUUUCUAGCCCAAAGGAUGAGACAGUCUUCUCUCCCUGCAGGGCUCUGAACAGUGUAAAGUGACAUAGAAGCAUUCAGCAGUUACGGAUGCAAACUCCUGUGUAUCCAGCUGAGCUUCUAAGGCUCCUUUGGGCUUGUGUCUGCUCUAACAGCAUGGAGGCUGCUUUUGGUGUGUGCACGUUCUACACGUGUGCGCAUGUACUGGCUUACACACCUGUAUGUUUCCCAAAGCGAAAAAAAUGAGCAGUAGUAACGGCGGGGGAGGUGGUCAGGGAGGCUUGUUCCUAGCUGACAAGAUGAACACUCAUAUUUUCUUCAGGCUCUGAUCUUCAGCUGCUAUUUAUCUUUUUAUAAACCCAUGAGUAUGAGAACAUGCAGAUCUGAAGAUGGUGCUGGGCCAAGUACUGUGUGUUAAGUUUUUAGUGACUUAAGAAGCUUCUAUCUUGUAAUAAAGAGGGAUUCAUAUAGCUGGCAAAAUUGCCUUUGCUGUGUGACCUAACGUAACACAGACUUAUCCUGAUGAUGUUGAGUUUCCCUCUGAAGGCAGUGCUUUGCUGGCUGCUGCUUCUUGGAUGACAAUAUAUUGCAUUUAGAUCACCGUAUGAAAAUGCUACUUGGCCACCUGUGUUCUCUACACCCGCUGCCCCCUCAGUUGUUCACCUCUGGAAUUGAAAGGUUCAUUGCAUCAAUAGUCAGAUUUGUUCUGUUCACCUCUGUCCAGCUAUCUUUAUAUGAUGCGAGUGAUUUCUAAACGGUUUCCAGUUUAUGUCUGUAUACAGCAGAGAGCACUUAGAACUGUGCCACGAGAAUAAAAGAAACCUUAUCGGCUUAAAGAGAGUUGAAUCUACAAGGUGCAUUCUUUAUAUCAGAGCUGCGUCGCACCACCUCCUUGCCCACAGUGUGCUGGAAAGUAGAAUCAAGUCAAAUAAAUGCCUUUUUAAUUGUAUCCUCUAGUAUUAUAGCUGUAGGACAGUACUGUAUGAUACUUCUGUGAAUGUAAGAUACCCUGUACCUGCUUAUGAUAUGUAGUAGUGACUGUGCUAUACUGGAGCUGUUUUUAAUAAUGUUAUUCUAGAGGUUUUUUUCCAGACAAUGAUUGAAAAAGCUAAUAAAAAGCACCAGGUACCACAUCAGUAGCAGAAUUUGCUGGUUUUUUCUGGGAUUUUUUUUUGUUUUCGUUUUUUUUUUACAUGUUUUGGAAGGAAGAGUUGAGAGUCUAAUGUGUAUAAUUUUGUUCAAAUGACUGCAGAAGCUGGAAAGGCUGUUGCUGCUAUCGAUGCCUAGUGAAUCGCUAUUGGUUAUCUUUUUAUAUAAAUAUAUAUAUAAUUUGAAUUUUUGGAAACUUUAGCUGUGAUGUCAACUUUGGAAAAAAGUAUCCCACUUGUAGUGUGAGUUGGCAUUGUACAGAAAUUAACAGCCAUAUUGGUCUAGAAAUGUUAAACUUAAUUUUUUUUUCCAUUUGUACAGGGGUAACGCACUGUAUUAAAUAUGUACGGUCUUAUUUACAUGGGUUUGAUUACAGAAACUAAUAAAGUAUUCUCUAAAUAAA
Messenger RNA from Strigops habroptila (Kakapo), 10357 nucleotides. RefSeq names its product proline rich coiled-coil 2C (gene PRRC2C). The record is from RefSeq and is a predicted model, not a curated record. Bases 351 to 8747 code for a protein of 2798 amino acids. The transcript is spliced from 37 exons. Gene Ontology annotation, biological process: cell differentiation. NCBI's taxonomy places the organism in Eukaryota, Metazoa, Chordata, Aves, Psittaciformes, Psittacidae.